Aspergillus calidoustus is the source of this 1272-nucleotide messenger RNA. Lineage: Eukaryota; Fungi; Ascomycota; Eurotiomycetes; Eurotiales; Aspergillaceae. The record is from the annotation of a GenBank genome assembly.
AUGCUGGUCUCCUUAACCGUUGGAAAGGUCGAUGCUGGGGUCGCCGUCCUAUUGACCCAGGACAAUCGCCUCAUUGAAUUCCCCUCUGUCCUGCUCCCCAAUAAUAUAACCUCCGGCAGCAUCGUCGAUAUCACCGUAUCGCGAAACAAUGCUGCAGAAGCUGCCAACGCAGCUGCUUUCCAAAGCCUCCAAAAACGAAUCCUCAACACCUACGGCAUCAAGACCCCCUCCCCACCCAUCCUUCGUCUACGCAAUGCCACGCAAACCUCCCUUGUCCUCGAAUGGGAACCGAUCGACUUGGCCACCGCAUCCCUAAAGUCCAUGUUCAUAUAUCGCAAUGGAUCUAAAGCUGGGUCUAUUCCCAAACCCCUCGAGCAGCGCUGCACCAAGAUAAGUGGUCUGGCCAUUCACACCGAAUACACUUUCCACCUCGUUCUACGCACGACCGCGGGAACGUAUCAGUCGGAGAAGUUGACUUGCCGGACACACAAGAUGACAGAUCUGUCCGGUAUCACUGUCGUCACCGGCGUCCUUCAUCCCCAGCGCAAGGAGGCGCUCGCUGCGGCCCUCGACCGCAUUGGCGGAAAGCUCGUCGACUCAGUCCGACUCGAUACUACACACUUCGUCUGCUCUGAGGGCCGAGGUCCGCUUUGGGAAAAGGCGGUCCAAUUGAACAUUCCGGUCGUUGUACCCGAGUGGGUGGAUGCUUGCGAGGCAGAGGGCACGAUCGUCAGUGUCCGAGGAUACUACUUAAACGCAGAUCCCAAGGCUAGACAGCUCGGGCAUAUUUCUGGCUCGACACAGCACCAGCGGACCACAUCCUCAAUAACUUCACCUACGCGUCAAUCUCAAUCGCAGUCCUUGUCACUCCCGCCAACUCAAGAAAGGGAUCAGACUACCCCUGAGCCGCCCACAACACCGUUCCCUGGCGCAAAUAUGAGCGGCCAGCCAAAGGCGGAAGAUGACGAUAGAGUUUCUUCAGAGGAUGAGUCCUCCCCUCCCCUACCUCCACCAAAGGACGAAGAGCCUGAGGCUACGGAGUCGCCCGAGACGCCGCCAAAGGAUCAGCCCGAAACAAACGGAGAGUCAAAGUCAGAAGAGGUCGAUUCUCAGUCUGAGGAAGACCAAGAAGGAACGCAAGAUGUCAAAGCCGAAAGCCCGCAUGAGCCAAUCGAGGAACCGAAGGCCGACGGUUCAUCCAGCACUGAACUAGAUGAUAAGGACAAAGCAAAGGAGAACUCGGAAUCGGAUUUCAACGAAGUACCUCUUUAA